AUGGCCUUUGACCUUAACCAAGGACAGUUUACCAGCAACCGACUGAAGGUCAUCUAUACCGCAGCCCAUCUUAAAGGAGCAGCUUUUGCCUGGUUUGAACCCUUUCUCAGCGACCACUAUGAGAACACAAACGGGGCUAAAGAAAAGACCAAGAGGCUCAUUGACUCUUUUAAAGAGUUUAAAAGAGAAAUGAAGGUGAUCUUCGACUGGGAUGAAGAUGAAGCCUUAUGGGACAUGUUCUACCAGGGAUUAAAGAUAGAGGUUAAAGCCAAAAUGGCUGUACCGCUACCUACAACUCUAAUCGAAGUGGUAGACAAGGCUAUCAAGGUGGACAACCGACUCUACGAGCUCAGGAUAGAAUAG
Molecule: messenger RNA, 363 nt
Organism: Cyphellophora europaea CBS 101466
Lineage: Eukaryota; Fungi; Ascomycota; Eurotiomycetes; Chaetothyriales; Cyphellophoraceae
Exons: 2
Coding region: 1-363 (120 amino acids)
Source: RefSeq, a predicted model, not a curated record